Molecule: messenger RNA, 649 nt
Organism: Triticum dicoccoides
Lineage: Eukaryota; Viridiplantae; Streptophyta; Magnoliopsida; Poales; Poaceae
Exons: 5
Coding region: 39-404 (121 amino acids)
Source: RefSeq, a predicted model, not a curated record
GUGACAAAGGGAAGGCUCUCCCUCCCUUCGAAUUCAAAAUGAGGAAAGGCUCUCUCUGUCUCACUCCCGCGACUGGUUGCGGCGGCCAAACGAGGGCAUUGGCGGCGGCAGAGAAGCUUCCAGAACCUUCGCCCGCGCGGAUGGAGAACCGACAGAAUACUGGCCUCAAGAAGCGGAAGCUUCUGGGGACGGUGCGGGAGCAGGAGCCUGCUAUCAAGGAGAUGUGCCAAGCCCUGAAGGAGAUGGAAAGCAAGCUCAAGAACCUCCGGACGACAACAACCGGCUCCGCGGCGAGCUAUAAGAUCGAAUGCUUGUGUUGCUCGACAAGGACCGGCAGUUUGCGGAGACGCGGACACUUGUGGUUGACAGGGAGCGUCAGCUUUCCAAAACCCAGACACUUCUAGCUGACAGGGAGCAGCAGCUUGAGGCCCGGCCACUUCCAGUUGACAUUGAGUUUCCUUGUCUAAUUUCGAGUUAUUCUCCCUUUACCACUUGGUCCAAGUUAAUGCUUGGAAGUUUAGAGAAUGGACAUCGAUGGUGUGCUGGCAUUGGUCAUGCAUGUAUGGGGACUAAUAGUCUAAUACACGUCUUCUUGAAAUGGAGAGCAGUAAUGUCGCCUCAGAGCAACUUAUCUUUGUUAUAAUCUGAA